This is a messenger RNA of Aegilops tauschii subsp. strangulata, 2146 nucleotides long. RefSeq lists its product as uncharacterized. The record is from RefSeq and is a predicted model, not a curated record. Lineage: Eukaryota; Viridiplantae; Streptophyta; Magnoliopsida; Poales; Poaceae.
AACCCUGCAUCGAUCUCUUCGCUGCGUGGCCACCAUGUCUUCCUCCGCCGUCCGGCCGUGUUUCCUUUGCCUCCACGCUCCCGCUUCGUCCUCCGGCCUCCUCCCGACCAGCCGUCGGCAUCGCAGCAGCGCCCUGCCGCCGGCACAUGGGCGUAACAACCGGAAGCCCGUCGGCCACGCGAUCGUCUGCAGCCAGGCCGGCGCCGGCGAUGGUCACGCCAUGACGAUCAAAAUCAACCCCCGGGGUCGAGCGGAGAAGGAUUAUGAGUUCCGUGAAGAAGGAGACAGAAUUGAGGAGUACUUCAGGAAGUUUUCUAAUGCCGGCACAUUGCACAUGGGGUUAGCAACAAUAUUUCGAGGUUAUAUUUGCAGGAUCGCUAAAAAUUCUGUGAGGCUGGCUUCUAUUGUCAUGGGUAAGCCAGGCAUAAUUUCUGAAGAUGCACGUCUCACCACACUGAUGACUCCAAGAAAGGGAGAAAAGAUGGCUCUUGGGGUGUACGUGCGCAACUUUGUCAGUACAGCCGAGGAUGCGUACAAUGAUAAGGUCACUGAGGAAACUAUUGUUACCUUUCUUGGUGCUCUUCAAGGUGUGGCAGCAAUGAGCUACUUCAUGGCCCAAGACACCCUUGCAAAUAUUGGUGAUGAUGAAGCUAGUUCACUGGACUGCGGUCCAGAUUCUGUUUUCAAUAGACCUUGGCUGGAGUACAUGAGGAAAACAGACAAUCUGAGACGUGAAUUCAAGACGGCUCCGCCACAAGACCCGGACGGGAUUGUGAUGAAUACGGUGACUGAAGCAAUGAAACUCACGGAGUCCUUUGUUAGAUUGAUGACUGUUCGUCGCAGAACUGCGCUACUAGGCCUUAUCCCAACUGUCACCACAGGCUCGGCGGCAGCAGUUUGAUGGCAAACCAUAUCUAUGCUUCAGAAAGAGAGUCACAAGUUCCUUGGAAGAUUAAUUGCAAGUCUGAAUCGGAUCAAGUCCACUUUAGUUUACCCAUAUGCAAUACAUGCAACUUUGUAUAAUAUUAAUACAGUUUUCAUGCGACAGUUCAGGUAUACAAUAUAUGGAAGACAGACUAGAGAUCUCACAGUUAAUCCAAAUUCCAAAUAUAUAUAACAUCAUCAAGUUAGAUGUAUACUUCUGUUUAAACUCCUUCUUGCUCUCCUACACCUUGAUAUCUUCUUUAUCCCAUCAGCAUUGUAGCCGACCUAGGAAGCGUGCCCGCCGUGUCACCAUCGGUUCAUUGAUGCCCUCUAUAGGCUAAACCCUUGGUGCUUUUGGACGGUGGUGGUCAACAGGCUUCAUCCGGUCGUAGAUGAACAACUUGUGCAUGUGCUUACGUAAAUCUGGCGCAGCGGCGCACGAGAUAGAGGUGGAUGGUGGUAUUACGAGUUUACAUCGAGAUUCUAUUGUAUUUGGAGGGAAGGUGUUUGCUCGAAGUUCUGUUGCGAGGAUGAUAGCCCCAGGUUUGACCUGUGGUUGGAUUAGUUAACAUUGGUGUGCGAGUGACGAUUCAUUCCUAGAGGUGUUGUCUUUUGAUACUUGCUCCAUUCAUUAGGUCACAUAUCGCUCGACUCAUGGAUUAUGGUCCACCAUUAUAAGGUUUGUGCUAGGAUUAUUGAGAUGGUGGCGUGAGACUGAUUCUACAUUGAUGGCCCUGGGUUUUUUCAAAUCGAUUUAUUCAUUGUCAAUGUCUGACAUUACUUUCGAUAAUAAAUAGUAAUAGUAUAUAACUUAUAUGAACCAAUCGAUAUGGAUGCUAAGGGGUUAUCCUCGUUGGAAAUAAUAAGCCCCACCUAGUGAGAGCCGUAGAAACAAAAUAGGUUAGGAGAGUUGGGGGACUCCGGUGGGUGUGGAAAGAGGGAUGAACAAUGAAACAGCUAAUUAAAUGAGGGAAUGCUCUCCCUUGAUGAUUGCCACUAUUAACGAGUGUCAUCGCUGACUGGCUAGCCAAUCAAUGAUGGCUAUGUAGAGAUGGCCGAAAUGUUGAACAAUGCAGGGAAAUAUCUUGUGCACCAGAGCUUGUAGUGCUACCGGUGCACUGAACUCAUAUUGCGCUUUUAAAAUGUUCAAAAAAAUCUGAAAUUUUUUUAGCACAUUCACAAAAUUUCAAGUCAAAAUUUGAAAGAUAACUCGAAAAACAAA